AUGGCAUGUGGCAAGGCAGAAUGCAAUGUGACCCACUGUCCCACUUUGAAAUUUGAUUGCAAACUUGGAUAUGAACCAGUAUACCAUAUUCAUGAAGACAAGUGUUGUCCAAGUUACAAAUGUGAGUCUAAGCCAGUGUGUGUAUUCAAUGACACUGAGUACAAGCCAGGAAUGGUUGUUCCUCAGGACCCUUGUGAGAACUGUAAAUGUACUAAUGAAACUGAUCCAUCAACACAGCACAAAGCUAUCAAGUGUACUCCCAUCAAGUGUGAUUCUCAUUGUCCACCGGGUUUUAAGUAUAAGGAAGUGAAAGGACAAUGUUGUGGGAAUUGUACACAGGUUGACUGUAUAAUUGAGAUCCCAAAUAAACCACCAAUAAUCCUCCAGCCUGGAGCUGCAACAUCAGAUUCAAAGAACAAUUGCACGAAAUAUGAGUGUGAGAAAGUAGGAUCUCACCUUGUUUCAAACAUCUAUCAUCAAAGAUGCUCCCACCUGGAUCCUGAUAACUGUGAACCUGGAACAAUACAUAUGGACUCAGAUGGCUGUUGUAAAACAUGUAUUCCAAAGACAUGUACAGUUUCUCAAACCACAACCUAUAUCAACCAUCAAGGAUGUCGAUCUAAAGAAAAAGUACCAAUGACUUACUGUGAAGGGCGGUGUUUGACGUAUUCUAU
Molecule: messenger RNA, 674 nt
Organism: Chiloscyllium plagiosum (whitespotted bambooshark)
Lineage: Eukaryota; Metazoa; Chordata; Chondrichthyes; Orectolobiformes; Hemiscylliidae
Source: RefSeq, a predicted model, not a curated record